AUGGUCGAUGAACAUACGGCAGUACUUGUGAUCGGAAUAGGAGGGCCAACAAACUCGGGUAAAUCCACAUUGGCAAAAAACUUGAAAGCGAUCCUUGAUCCGACGGGUGAAGACGCAUCGCCGAUCGUGUCGGUGGAUCUUCUGCACCAGGACGACUUUUGUCCCCCGAAAGACCAAAUACCAUGGAAUGAAAAGUGGCAGGUCCAAGACUGGGAUACGCCACAAGGGUCUUCAGAUUAUUCUCGUCUUGAGCGAGUCAUUCAAUAUAUGCGUGUGCACAAAAAGCUUCCAGCAGAUUUCCAGAGUUUUGAAUAUCGACGUAGCAAUUACACAUGCACACUCGACGCAACUGAACUUGCCAAGCAACGAAAAAGGUUUCAUGAAGAGCUGCAUGGACAGACGCUUCGAGCAUCUCGCGACGGGCAACAAGCACCACGUAUUGCAAUUCUCCUUGUUGAGGGAUUCUUGCUUUAUUACAGUGUUGCCGUUCGAAAGUUGUUGGAUGUUCGUUUAUUUUUGCGUAUAUCCAGAGCGACAAUGCACCAGCGACGAAUGGAGCGUGCAAACUAUGUAUUGGAUGACGGGGAAGUAUGGGAAGAUCCCCCCUUUUACUUUGACGAGAUUGUGUGGCCAGCUUACAUGAAAGCGAGUUCGCACAUGUUUGAAAAUGGGGAUGUAGAACGUGGAGCUCCGAUUGUUCCAAGCGGACAUGGUUUCAUUUCACAAGAUGGUGGCCCACUACGGGAUCUACAAGUGCUCGAGGUUGAACAUUGUACCAAAAAGCAAGUGACGCUAGCUGCAACUGAUCAUAUCCAUGCAUUUCUAACAAAAUAA
Molecule: messenger RNA, 834 nt
Organism: Malassezia globosa CBS 7966
Lineage: Eukaryota; Fungi; Basidiomycota; Malasseziomycetes; Malasseziales; Malasseziaceae
Exons: 3
Coding region: 1-834 (277 amino acids)
Cellular component (GO): cytoplasm
Source: RefSeq, a predicted model, not a curated record